Messenger RNA from Toxoplasma gondii ME49, 3354 nucleotides. It is a transcript of the gene ROP23, whose product is annotated as rhoptry kinase family protein ROP23 (incomplete catalytic triad). The coding region runs from base 1120 to 2766 and encodes 548 amino acids. NCBI's taxonomy places the organism in Eukaryota, Apicomplexa, Conoidasida, Eucoccidiorida, Sarcocystidae. Gene Ontology annotation, molecular function: ATP binding; protein kinase activity. Gene Ontology annotation, biological process: protein phosphorylation. The transcript has a single exon. The record is from RefSeq and is a predicted model, not a curated record.
CCCGCAACAGAAGUUCAGACAUUGCAGCGUUGGAAAGAGCGCGGCCACCUGUUCUCGGAAAUCUUACCACCUCUCACAUCAGGGGCAUCGCUAUUUCGUUUAACAACGCUUCACUGCCGCCACCGGUGUAUCCGCGUUGAAUACCGCAAGCGUUGUGGCUGAGCCGGAACAUUGAUCAAACGACAGCAACUAUUCUAUGUUGACUGCCAACAAAACACAACAUGCGAAUCUCACAACCACUGCGGAGUUGCGGACGCCUUCGUGAUUCGCAAAAGAUAGCUGCUAGGUAAGUUGAGAUAUUGGGAACCACAACACACUAUUGCCCGGAGAAGUUCCUGUGGUGGUGUUUAGCUUCGCGUACUCCACAGCCAGCAGACAAGUCUGCACUGUGUCGCGUCGUCCGAGAAAAGAAGCACUUCUGCAUUUUCCUUUUGCAUAACGCGUCCGUUUCAGGGGUGUGUGAGGCUGCCGCCAUCCCAGGCUGCUAAAAAACAAGCGUAUGCACCACUGAAAAAGUAAAACUACGUGAUUAGUGCAGAACGCGCGCCUCGCCUACCACGGGAGUUGAUUUCGUUUGUCCCACUGGGGCCGCCUAAAGACUUGCAACGUACGACGGUAUCUCAGGAGGGGAUCCUUGACAGUGUCUCGCUCCUGGGAAUGCAGCAGGGAAGCAAACUCAUACGUUACGCUUACAAGAACAGUCACACUGAGGCUGACACUCGCGUGAGUCGUUGCCUGACGGAAGAAGAGACCGUUAGGCGUCUCGUCGUGUCGCUAGCACCAGGAGACAGGCCAACGCUGCCUAGAGUCGGCCAACGCGGCUGCACUCGAGAGGCCUGAUGGAGAAAAGGCAACUUUUGUAAAGGGUCAUACAGUAAUAAAUAACCAUUUUCGAAGCUUAUGAAUGAGCCACAUAAGGAAGGAAGCCAGCAGCAAAGCGUUGACCCGCACACCAUGCGAGCGCGCGAGUAGUCAACGAGCUGCUGCGGCGGAAUAGUCCGAAUUUGUCUAGCUUUUGGCCGCUGGCAUGAUGUUUUCUACGAGGUGAUCUAACCAAUCUGUGUUUCUUCGCGGAGAAAGAAUGUGUGGUGUACGAGCGUGGAGCGGCUUCCAUCAAGCAUGGAAAAGAUCCUGUGGGCGGCGUCCGUUUUCAUCGCUGCCCAACUGGACAGCAGCUUCACAGUCCAUGUUUACGCCAAAGAAUCCACGGUACUGUCAGAACUCGUGGAAUCUGGAACACGUUUGCGACCAGAAGAAGAAGGAUCAUUCCUGACAUCUCCACGUUCAGACGAGGAGACAUUGGUUCAAGGGGCAGGACCCAGAGGACCAGAAGAAAAGGCUCAGGCAGCGAUUGAUGAGGCAGAGGUAGAGCCGUUUGCAACAAACUCCAACACUGGGACAUUUUCGUCAUUUCCUCCGGAGCUCCAUGCAUUCAGCCCUUUCGGAGUCAUUGUUCGAGAGCCGAAGGAUAUGUUUUUCACAGUGUUUUCAAGACUAGGAGGGAGGGUUAAAGAGAGGGACUUUGUGGGUGAGUUAAUACAGCGUCUCGCCAGAGCGGUCUUUCCGCUAUUUCGCCGCUUGCAUUUCUGGGGAGAAUCCCCUGGAACCCAACACGCCCAACAGUCUGGUGGUGGCGUAGAGUGGGGACACAAGGCUGUAGUUCGUGUACUAAGAAUUAUGAGGGACAGACCGGUGCCGCCAGUAUACGAAGAUUCCAGGCGUCGUGUAAUGCUGAAGACAGGAGUGGGUGUCCUUCGAGAGCACUCUCCUUUGGUAAUGAAUUCCCUGUCUGGUAACAGAAAAGUCACUAUCACUGUCAAGGACUACAUUCCUGUCGCAGGGUGGGGACUCUGCGUGGGAGUGGUCCAUCCAGAGUCAAACCAGGAGUUUCUUUUGCUCAACUUCGUUUCCUUAGCCGAUGCAGCAUGGGGAAAAUGGUUCGAAUGGAGGCUUCGCAAAAUAGCGGAACCGCUUCAAUGGCUAGGACUGAGGAACCCAAGCGAGGCGUAUUCGCAAGACCGCUUAAUGCUUCCUCUCGAUCUGCUGGAAAUUUCCAACUCCAGCCGCUACUUUGUGAGAGCGCCGUUCGUCGUCCCCAACCUGUUCGUCCUGAUGCCAAGACCAGCGACAUCUCUCAGUGACCUUGUUUCGUUUAUGAGCACGACAAAAAAUAUCGGGCAGACACUUGCUGUUCGUCUCAGUCUGACCUUGCAAACCAUUCGGGUGGUAGCAGGGUUCAAUAACAGAGGAUUCAUUGAUGCAGAUAUUCGUCCAGCUUCGUUUUUCGUCAACGCGAAAGGACUCGUCUUCCUUGGGAUAUUCACUCGCACGACGAUAGCCAAGCGUGGACGUCGUGCAUCUGGAAGGCGGCAGUUCGAUGUCGCCACAGCUCCUGAACUGGUCUUCAGGGAGAAGGUGUUUUUUCGCCGAGACGAAAAAACCAAUGCGUGGGCUCUAGGCAUAACGCUGUACUAUAUCUGGUGCAACAGGUUUCCGUUUGGUAUUUUGGAUGGAGACUCGGCACCGCCUCCAGAGCUGUUCCAACCCGUCCCACCGGAGUUCGGCGUAUGCGUACACAACAUGCCUGACCCGGUUAAAGUUCUGGUCGCGGAGCUGCUCGAUCGACAGAGACGAGCAAGACCCACAGCAAAUACAGCCAUGCAGAGAGAGAUUUUCCGACAUCUCCAGGAUCUCCUAUCUGCAUCAAAAUUAUCUGCCCUGCCACGCACGGUGCCAGUAGUUGCCCUGUUGAAAGGCAUCAAGUAGAGAAGGUUACAAAGUGACGAUGCGGCGUACCAUUAAAAAACUUUGGAACGGAGUUCACCUUCCAUAUGAAACUGUGCAAGUCCAAGAAAGCCACCGGAUCCGUGAAGACCUCCCUGUGACGUCUAUAUGCAUCUGCUUUCUUCGAUUGCGUGUCAACAUGCCUCUUGUGCUUUUUCCUUCCCUCUCUGACAGCAACAUUGUGCGUUUUUGAGCGGCACAAACAGAGACAACUACUCGAAUCGCGGAAACGUCAUCACUGAAAUAUCCUGCCGGAUUCUUCCUGCAACACGAUACGUUCCAGCAACUGAGAAGAAACGUGGAACGUGUUCGCAGCCGGUGCGCCCAUUCCAGUUUUUCAGGACUCGUGCCGGGAGGGAACCACAACGAAAGGGAGACUGUCACUUAACACUCUCUGUGAAGUGGAGGAUGUCUCCUCUUCCGGCGUCAGCAAGCUACUACAUAUAAUAGAAUCCAGCAGGCACACUCACUGAAAAGAAAGGACGAUGUUGAGGAGAAAGCAUCCAUCUCCAUAUAAGCGCCUUCGUGUUGUAGAUUUGUACUGGCACUCCUCCACAACAGAACGUCAAG